AUGGCAGACAGAGCCGUCUCAGUAGAAGAGAUCAAGAAGCAUGCCAGUGAACACGACUGUUGGAUAGUGGUAGAUGAUGUGAUUUGGGACAUAACAGAGUUCAUACCGAGCCAUCCUGGUGGCGAUGAGAUAAUAACCAAACACGCCGGCCUCGACGCCUCCCUAGCCUACAACUCAGUCCACUCACCCACUUUGAUAUCCAAGACUCUCGCUCCAGGCAAACGCAUCGGCAAAGUCUCCUCCUCAACAUCCUCCUACGACCUCCUAAAACCACCCCCAACAGAAUCCGCCCAGCCCGCCCUAUCAAUCGCCUCAAAGCCACCCCUAACCAGCUUGAUAAACAGCUACGACUUCGAAGCCGUCGCCGAGAAAGUCCUUGGCAAAAAGGCAUGGGCGUUCUACUCCAGCGGCGCGACAAAUCUCGUGACGCGGGAUGCGAACAAGAGCAUGUUUGAUCGGAUUUGGUUUCGACCACGAUUGUUGAGGAAUAUCCGGCAUGUUGAUACGAGGACGAAGAUGUUAGGGCAGAGUGUGGAGUUGCCGUUCUUUGUUAGUCCGGCUGCGAUGGCGAGGUUGGCGCAUCCGGAGGGGGAGAGGGCGUUGGCGAGGGGGUGUGAGGGGAGGGGGGUUGCACAGUGUAUCUCUACGAAUGCGUCGUUUACCAUGCAAGAAAUUACCGGCAGUGUGAAGAAAGACUCCAUACCCUUCUUCUUCCAACUCUACGUCAACAAAGACCGGAAAGCAUCUGAAGCUCUUCUCAAAGACGCGGAGAAGAAUGGGAUCAAGGGCGUGUGGUUCACCAUUGAUGGGCCCGUACAGGGAAAACGAGAAGGCGACGAGCGCGUAAAAGUCGAAUCCGCAACCUUUGCCAAAGCCGCCAUCAGCGGCGCCGCAGCCACAAACGACAAGAAAGGCGGUGGUCUCGGUCGCACUAUGGGCACAUACAUAGACGACACAUUCAACUGGGAUGACAUCGCCUGGCUGCGGAAGGCAACAAAACUACCCAUCGUAGCGAAAGGAGUGCAGACAGUUGAUGACGCGAUGCUAGCUGUGAAAUACGGGUUGGAUGGUAUAGUGAUAACGAACCAUGGUGGGAGGAAUUUGGAUACUUCCCCACCCUCCCUCCUAACCCUCCUCGAAAUCCGGCGCCACGCCCCCGAAGUCUUUUCCAGCCUAGAAGUCUACCUCGACUGCGGUAUCCGGCGCGGAACCGACAUAGUAAAAGCGCUGUGUCUAGGGGCUAAAGCUGUUGGAAUGGGUCGGCCUUUCUUGUAUUCACUGACGUAUGGACAAGAAGGUGUGGAGCACUUCAUCGAUAUUAUGAAAGAUGAGUUGGAAACGACGAUGAGGUUGUUGGGUAUAACGUCGUUGGAGCAGUGCCAUCCGCGGUAUCUCAAUCUAGGGGAUGUGGAACAUUUGAUUCCGAGGGAUUUGGAGGGAGGGUUGCCGGAGAUUCCAGGGAAGGGGGUCAAGGCGAGGUUGUAA
Alternaria triticimaculans is the source of this 1485-nucleotide messenger RNA. RefSeq lists its product as uncharacterized. Lineage: Eukaryota; Fungi; Ascomycota; Dothideomycetes; Pleosporales; Pleosporaceae. The coding region runs from base 1 to 1485 and encodes 494 amino acids. The transcript has 5 exons. Gene Ontology annotation, molecular function: heme binding; oxidoreductase activity. The record is from RefSeq and is a predicted model, not a curated record.